CUUCAGGCACCCCCGUUCGUGCCUCUUGCUAUGGUGAUAUACUACCAGAUUAUUGCUUGAGCAACCCAAACUGGAAAAUAGAGUUCCUCGUAUAUCAGUAUAUCAGUAUUUGGCCAUUCGAAAUACUCGGGUCCACGUCGCAAAGAAGAUUUCGCUAUUUUUGCAUGUCAACUACCCGUGAUCGAUGCUGACGACAGCGUUCAGCGGUUCUUGAAGAGGUUCUGAGUACGUGCCCCGUCGUCUCUUCCGGGGAUCCUGCAGGUUGCCAUUCAGGCCGACCUCGGAUCAUGAGCUUAUCGCCCACGGAUCCGCUCCCUCCACCAUACGACACUGCACUCUUGGUACUCGCCAUUAUAGCGGUCGUUGUUCAAGCAUGCAAUUGCAUAUACACGUGUUGGCGGCUUUGUUGUCAAAUCACAGUGUUUACUUUGGGUCUUGCGAUCGAACAAGUUCUUAUCCUCAUGUUCACCAUUAUGAACAUCUGCCGUGCCUUCCGCCUAUCCGAUAUCCGGUAUCAACAAAUACUCAAUAUCAUCACGGAUGGGUUUUUUUUGGUGGGCAUUUUGAUACAUGUUCUUCUGCUACUGUUUCGCUUCAGAUUAGUGAAUCAGGGAUGGUAUAGCAAUUUCUGGGACAUGUUGAUGAUCGGGUUAACCUUGGUUGUCUUCACGGGGACAUUCGCCACAGUAGUGACAUGCGAGAUCUACCAACGUACUCUGCCAAUCGAUUCAGCGGAUCCCUAUCCUCUCAGUUCGGCCAUCAGCAUUGCAAACGCAGUGUUUGCCUUGUAUGUUCUCCUUGCCGACACCAUUCUCUCUUCUUUAACGUAUAUACGCUUGCGGAAAUUGAAAAGCGGGACCCGCUCGGAACAUUUCGAUGACAACAACCGCCUGCACAUUCGAACGAUUUCCGCCAUGGUCGGCCUCGUGCUAAUGAGUUGGACAGCGAUGAUAGUCUAUAUUUUCAAUACAGCUAGUGGAGUAGCGGAAACUCCUCUGAGCAGGGUAUUGAUUCAAGCGAGCUACACCACCAUUUCGUUCCAUAUGACGUUUGCUUGUGUAUUUCUGAUCUCGAUCAAGCGGCUGUUAAAGGGAUACGGGAUUUCCGUAUCGAGAAGUGCAAACGAUCCAUACAAUACGACAAGUGUCGUUCCGGAACAACCGGAGGACUUGGAGGAGCAGGUUGCUCCUUGAAGCAACGAGUUACCAUCCGUAAAUAAGGUUGGUGCUGUCCAGCAGGGGAAACCGUCUGUUGCCAGCGAUUUUCUCCAUUACCGUUUUCAACUGUAUCCUUAUCAAUACGAAUCAAAGAUCGCCCUUGUUAACCGUGUCCGGUUACUGCCGCGGGACGUUUGAAUACAAACGGUAGGAGUCUUUAAUAAAAUCUCCAAACUAUAAAACCAUGUAUAUAGGGGACGCAACUUUAGGGACCUUUAUAAUGUUAAACACAUGAACCCAAGAGUUUUCCGUU
This is a messenger RNA of Spizellomyces punctatus DAOM BR117, 1470 nucleotides long. RefSeq lists its product as uncharacterized. NCBI's taxonomy places the organism in Eukaryota, Fungi, Chytridiomycota, Chytridiomycetes, Spizellomycetales, Spizellomycetaceae. The record is from RefSeq and is a predicted model, not a curated record. The coding region runs from base 288 to 1193 and encodes 301 amino acids. The transcript has 3 exons.